Molecule: messenger RNA, 4479 nt
Organism: Styela clava
Lineage: Eukaryota; Metazoa; Chordata; Ascidiacea; Stolidobranchia; Styelidae
Product: lysocardiolipin acyltransferase 1-like
Biological process (GO): phosphatidylinositol acyl-chain remodeling
Cellular component (GO): endoplasmic reticulum; endomembrane system
Molecular function (GO): acyltransferase activity
Source: RefSeq, a predicted model, not a curated record
CAUUCCAUUUUCAGGUUUUAGCAUUAAUAUUGUAGAAUUAUGUAUUAAAUAGAUUUUAAUAGACACAAUAUAUCAUGUAAAAAAUUCUUACUGGUGCAUUUUUGAAAAUAUCCUCAAACCAACCAUGGCUGAAACACAUACAGGGAAAAAUGUACCGUUGGGAAGUUUUAUGAGUGCUAUAAUUGGUCUUGUAUUUGGAUUGACCAGCUUGUUCGGUUCUAUAUUCUUACAUGGGCCGAUGAUACCGCUCAUGUUUUUAUGGCCAUGGUUAUACAGACGACUUACAGAGAUUGCAGCUUCCAUGUGGCAAGCCCUACUAGUGGCUACAUUAGAAAAAAUCUUCAGAGUCAAACUUGUUAUUACUGGCGACACGAUACGACGUCAUGAAAAAACGUUACUUAUUAUGAACCAUCGAACUCGGCUUGAUUGGAUGUUUUUCUUUUGUUGUGUAUUUCAUUGUAGAGUUCUCAAUCGUCAUAAAAUUACUUUAAAAUCUAUCCUCAAAUGGAUUCCUGGUGCAGGAUGGGGGAUGCAAACCUGUGGAUAUAUUUUUCUUGAAAGAAACUGGGAAACUGAUAAAAAAUACAUUACCAAUAUGCUCAAUCAUUUUGUUGCACUUAAAGCAUAUCCUAAUUAUUUAUUUUUUCCUGAAGGUACAGAUUUAACUGAGUUUACGAAAGCAAGAAGUAAUAAAUUUGCAACACAACAUAAUUUAAAGCAGUACGAAUAUGUUCUACAUCCUAGGACUACAGGAUUUAUACAUAUGAUCAGCACUCUCCGAGAAGUUUGCGAAAUUCAAGCAGUUCAUGAUGUCACUGUUGCUUAUCCCAAAACACUCUCGCAAGGAGAAUCUGAUUUAAUAUCAGGCAAUGUACCAGAGGAAGUCCAUUUCCAUAUCAAGAGACAUGAUAUUGAAGAGCUUCCAAAAGAUGAGGAGGGUUUAUCAGAAUGGUGUAAACAAAGAUGGAGAGAGAAAGAAGAAAUGUUACGAGCAUAUUACAAUGAUGAAUGCGAUACAGGUCAAAUACAAACUAUCACUGCAAACAGACGUUUUCCAAAUGACAAAGUUCCACCAUUGUCUGAGCGAGGACUACUGAUGUGGUUUACAAUUGUUGGUUGGUUGGUUUUUCUCAUCGCCAGCAUCACAUUCAUCAUAGUGUCACCAAUAGCACGAUGGUUUUCAUGUGUGAUGAUAUUGUUUUACGUACUGCAAGGUCGAUUGUUUGGCGGGAUGGAAAAGCUAGAAAUGUUUGUGUAUGAAGUUCUGCAGGAAUGGAAAAAUUCUGGCCAGAAACCUACAAAGCCCAGCUUACAUUCAAACACAAAACAUGUUAAGAAGCAAUAGCAUUUGUUUUUAUUUAUAACUCUGCAAUUAUUAAUAUAAAAUUAUGUAUUCACUGUUUAAAAUGGGGAACAAUAAUACUUGAUCAUUCUUAACUGGUCGGAUUUUUCCAAUCUUCAAUAGACCUUAGUCAUUUAACACAUUUUGUAGGGAAAACGAGAACGUGGCAUAAUAUGUGUAUGUGAUCAUUCAAUAUAGACCAAUGGGCUGAUUAUUGUUCAGUUUUUUUCGGAAAAGUCUUUCGUGUUCAGCUUAUAUGUGAGACCCUUUGUCAUUCCUGCGAACUAGGGUUGGUAAGCUGGUUAGAAAUCACAAUGGCUUUGUCUUCUGAGCUGGGCUCUGGAGUGGCUGCAUAGCCAUUGAAGUUUUCUUGCAUGACCACUACCAGAGACAUCAGGUCGAAUGCAGUUUGGCAGAGGGGUUUCAAAUUUUUAAUUUAGCCUAAAAUUUUUAAUUGAUAUUAAAAAUUGAAUUACAAAAAAUGGCGCUCCCGAAGUAUGUGCACCAAGAUGGCGCACAACACCUCUGGAGUUCCCAGAAAAUUAACCAAAAAGAAUACAUUUUAUAUGAAAUAUUAAAAAAAACAAAUGUGAAAAAAUAGUUCGGAACUGAAAGCAAUAAAAUUUCUGGUUUCAGCUCCAUCCAUCAUGCUAAGCUUGGCUCUAAAUUCUCAGCGUUGCUACAAACGCAAUUUGUCUUUGUUUUUACUAUCUUCAAUUGAUAAUAUUUUUGGCAUUCUGAAUGCUUUAAAUUUCAAUUGCUUCUUACUGUAUUUAGUAUAUUAUAACUCAAAAUGUUACAUGUAAUGAAUUGCCUGACUAAUUUUUGUAGCCUUUAUAGAUGUUCACAGGACGAUUAUUAUGCCAGGUUUCUCAAACAGCUUGGCAGUACUCCUACUCCACAGGAACUCAAAUUUUAAUAUAAAAAACAUCGACUUUCAGGACCGUUUGGUCGACUAAAUUAUUUGAGUCUAUGUAGAAAAUUUUGGCUUUGAAUAUCACCAUGAAAAGUCUAAAAUUAUGACUUCGAAAAAUUCAAGAUUUGAACUCUGACCCCACAUUCUAGGCAGGGCUUCAUUUCAAGUCAUCCAGUUGACGCUCGAAGUCAUUCACCAGUUAUGUUUAGCCUCAAAGAACUUCAAAUUGAAUCAGAGCUUUUCUGUACAUGUACUUUCGGGUCCUGUUUGCAGUAGAAUGAUCUAUCUGAGCAUGUUAUGGGGUAUAAAACAUAUUUAUGUUUCCUUUAUCAGAUUUGCAAUUCCCAAAAUAUCCUUUUUAAUAUAUGACCAUUUUAUGUUUACGAUUUCAUUAUGGUUAUGUCAGAGUGUGUAGUGGUUAUUGGUGUGAAUUAGGAAAUAUAUCCUACAGCCCUACAAUAUAAAUCUACAUGAUUGUGCCUAAAUACAAAAUUGUAAAUGCAUAAAAUUUGUUUCAUAUGUUUGUUAUGGGUUUAUUCACUUUUGUAUCAAAUUUUAGAAAACGUAUUAUGCAUGUCCUGAAGAACCAUAUCAAAAUAAACAUUUGAUUGUCACCUGAAAGAGUAAAGAGUGCUUCACAUAUAAUGCUGAAAUUUAUUAGAUUGAAACAACAAAAUUAUUCUUUUCUUUGUAGACAAAAUAUAUAUACAAUUAAAUUAUUCAGAUUUCAUAACGAUCUAUUAGCAAUAAUAAGAUUUUGUAUUCUUUUCUGUGCCAUAAUUGGCCAUGUAUAAUGUGUACAUUUCAGUCAUAUGUGGCAUAUAUUCGUAGUGGAUUUUAGUGAUUCGAAUGUUUUAUGUGACAUAAAUAUUUGUUGGUAUUUUGUUUUAUUUGAUCUUAUCAAUGCCCCCUGUUACAAUCGUACUCUUCAUUUAAAAAAGGUGAAAUACCUAUAUUAGAAACCACCUGUGUUAAAUAAGAGAACUGAUAUUAUGUAAAAAUAUUUUUUGUGUAUAUUCCAAAACAAAUUGAUGUUUUUAAAACUCUGUGCUACUUUUCUGUCGUUGAAGACUUUGAAAUCAAAUCAUGCCAGCAUUUCACCUAACCACCACAAUUUUUUUUAUGAGUGUCCUGUUGUAUAAACUAAUUCUGUAACUUCAAAUUGUGUUUGACUUUCAUUUGUUUUGUGCAAUAUUAAUCAUGUUUGUUACUAAUGCAGCUUUCGAGUUCAAAAACAUGUUUGCGGCACUUUUGUAGUCUGUCUCGAUUUUCGACCUCUCAUUCAUCUUGUUCAAUAUGUAAAGUUCCUGUCGGUAAUUGUUUUGGUACUUUCUGUAACUUGCUAUUCUCCUUUGUCAGUUCCAGUUUCUCAUGAAUUAUUCUAGUUCUGGGAACGUGGUCCCUGAGCAUGUAAGCCUAGUUAUUUUUCCUUUGACUGAAUAAUGUACCAGUACUCAUCCUUUCAGUCAGUACUUACAUACUAUUGUUUUUAAAUAAUUAUAUAUAAUUUGCUUUUUAAAUUGCCCUUUUUAUUUUGAAAUGUGCAGUCAUUCUCAAGUCUUGAUGUUAACAUAUUUUUGCUAUUCUUAGUUGACGACUAAUUCUAAAUACAUUGGAAAUAGCAGUUCCUUGAGUUAUAGGUAGUAUACUUCAUUCUCUCCAUUCUACCAAUUAUGCUUCCCCAGUUUGGUAUCACAACUCACUUUUUUGAGCACAGCGUACCUACCAGACAAAAAAGAAUUCAAGCCCAUUUUUUUCCAAGAGCUUCCGUUAUGUCGACUUCACACAUCAUACCUGUUUUCCCAAUCGUAAUGACAUGAACUGCCUUUCGCCAAUCGGUACCCUAUUCACUAACGUACAAUCUUUCACAAAUGAUUAAAGCUCUUGGCAUUUGUUUCUGAGUGAGUGCGCAUCGCCUCGCUUUAAACAAACUUGAAAAAAAAUUACUGCUUUAGCUUGAUAGUAUAAUUUCGACCCCAAAAAUCUUCCUAUUUGCGAAAAUCGUUUAGCUUCAAUUGUAAGUUUCUAUUUCAACCUAAUGAAAGUAGUAUAUAGGGACUCUGGUACCAUUACCACCAAAAUAAUAAAAUCAACAAAUCCACACUUGUGCAUAUUUGAUACCUAUUGUUGGAAAUUGGAAAAAGAGUUACUUCCUUCUAUUUUGUUCACUUUUGAUUGGUCUUUCAUAAUAUCAAACACAAUAAAUGUACGAUUCACGAAA